AUGUUUUCUGCUUCGAUAUUUCGUUCAACAAGUAAUAAUUUACUUGUUAAUUCCUGUAUUCCACAACUGUUUCAUUCAUUUAAUUCAAUUAAUAAACCAUUAUCAAAUAAACCAACAUUAAUUGAUCCAAAUCCACCUUUAGUUGGUCAAGCUAUUGAAAUAAAAGAAUAUUUAAGACAAAAUUCAAUAUCAUUUGAUGAAUCAUGGACAUGUAUUAAAGCAUUAUGUUGUCGAAGUUCAAAUAGAAUAUCAGGAGUUAUUCAUAUUGAAAAAGAACGAGGUGAGUUUGCUUGUUUGAAAUGUUCAACAAACGGUACUUGGGCAGAUUUUAAAACACAAUGGCAACAUUUUCGAACAAGAACAUAUUGCCCUAAACUAAAUACACCAUCAAUUUUGUUGUCGGAUAAAGAACUUCAAAUUUGGGAACAAUCAAAAGCUAUUCAAGAUAAAGAUAAAGAACUUGUUGAUGCUAUUUUAUCAAGAUAUGGAUUCACUGAGGAAUAUACAAUAUCAAAUACAACUCUUCAACGAUAUGGUAUUCGACUUUAUGAAGAUCAACUUAUUGCACCCUUAUACGAUACUGAUCGAUCACUUGUUAAUAUUGUUGUUCUUGAUUCCACAUCUUUUUCAGAUACUAAAUCAAUAAAAGUUGCUGCACCAUUUGGUUUAAAUCUUCUCUCAGCACGAAAUGUUGAAAUAGUUCUUGUUGAUUCAAUCUGGGAUGCUUUGUGUGUUUAUCAAACAACUGGUAAAAUAGCAAUUGUUCUUCCUAAUGCAAAAUUUUCUAUUCGAAUGAAUAUGACAUUUGAACAUUUACGUAAAAUUCAUAUAUGGUAUUGGAAUGAUAAAGCACUUUCUUUUCGUUUAGCUAAUGUACUUAAUCCACAUCGAUGUUUUAUGAUAACUUAUCCAAUGGAUGCACAUACAGCAUUUAAAUCUGGUCAUAGUUUAAAAACAAUCGUUAAUGAAAGCUUUGCUGUGAUUAAUAAAUGUAUUGAACAAUUUGAUACAUUUCGUGAUUUAAUACGGGAUGAAUUACUUCAAAGAACACGAUUUGCUGGAUUACAAUGGCAAAGAUUCCCUAUGUUGACGGAAAUCCUCAAAGGUCAUCGAGCUGGUGAAUUAACAGUUCUUACUGGAUCGACUGGUUGUGGUAAAACCACAUUUUUAAGUGAAUAUUCACUUGAUUUAUGUCUUCAAGGGGUAAACAUAACAUAA
Molecule: messenger RNA, 1218 nt
Organism: Rotaria sp. Silwood2
Lineage: Eukaryota; Metazoa; Rotifera; Eurotatoria; Philodinida; Philodinidae
Source: the annotation of a GenBank genome assembly